Molecule: messenger RNA, 3905 nt
Organism: Physeter macrocephalus (sperm whale)
Lineage: Eukaryota; Metazoa; Chordata; Mammalia; Artiodactyla; Physeteridae
Gene: RGS3
Product: regulator of G protein signaling 3
Exons: 13
Coding region: 1-2283 (760 amino acids)
Cellular component (GO): nucleus; plasma membrane
Molecular function (GO): protein binding
Source: RefSeq, a predicted model, not a curated record
AUGAACCGCUUCAAUGGGCUCUGCAAGGUGUGUUCGGAGCGCCGCUACCGCCAGAUUACCAUCCCGAGGGGGAAGGACGGCUUCGGCUUCACCAUCUGCUGCGACUCUCCGGUCCGAGUCCAGGCCGUGGAUUCUGGGGGCCCGGCAGAGCGGGCAGGGCUGCAGCAGCUGGACACGGUGCUGCAGCUGAACGAGAGGCCCGUGGAGCACUGGAAAUGCGUGGAGCUGGCACACGAGAUCCGGAGCUGCUCCAGCGAGAUCAUCCUGCUCGUGUGGCGCAUGGUCCCCCAGGUCAAGCCGGGGCCAGAUGGCGGGGUCCUGCGGCGGGCGUCCUGCAAGUCAACCCAUGACCUCCAGUCGCCCCCCAACAAGCGGGAGAAGAACUGCACCCACGGGGCCCAGGCACGGCCAGAGCAGCGCCACAGCUGUCACCUGGUGUGUGACAGCUCGGAUGGGCUGCUGCUCGGUGGCUGGGAGCGCUACACUGAGGUGACCAAGCGCGGGGGCCAGCACACCCUGCCUGCACUGUCCCGUGCCACUGCCCCCGCCGACCCCAACUACAUCAUCCUGGCCCCGCUGAACCCUGGGAGCCAGCUGCUGCGGCCUGUGUACCAGGAGGAUGCCAUCCCCGAAGAAUCAGGGAGUCCCAGUAAAGGGAAGUCUUACACGGGCCUGGGGAAGAAGUGUCGGCUGAUGAAGACGGUGCAGACCAUGAAGGGCCAUGGGAACUACCAGAAUUGCCCGGUCAUGAGGCCGCACGCCCCACACUCAAGCUAUGGCACCUACGUCACCCUGGCCCCCAAGGUCCUGGUGUUCCCCAUCUUCGUUCAGCCUUUAGAUCUCUGUAACCCUGCCCGGACCCUCCUGUUGUCAGAGGAGCUGCUGCUGUACGAGGGGAGAAACAAGGCUGCCGAGGUGACGCUGUUUGCCUACUCUGACCUGCUGCUCUUCACCAAGGAGGAUGAGCCAGGCCGCUGCAACGUCCUGAGGAACCCCCUCUACCUCCAGAGCGUGAAGCUGCAGGAAGGUUCUUCAGAAGACCUGAAAUUCUGUGUGCUGUAUCUAGCAGAGAAGGCAGAGUGCUUGUUCACUUUGGAAGCUCACUCGCAGGAGCAGAAGAAGAGAGUGUGCUGGUGCCUGUCGGAGAACAUUGUAAAGCAGCAACAGCUGGCGGCGCCGUCCCCUGAGAGCAAGAUGUUUGAGACAGAGGCAGAUGAGAAGAGGGAGAUGCCCUUGGAGGAAAGGAAGGGGCUGGGUGCCGAGGACCCCUCACCCAGCAAGGACCCCUCCUGUGGCCAGGAUCCUCCUCCAGGACAAGACCUUCCACCCAAAGAGGACUCCUCUUCCAGCCAGGAACCUUCUGCUGGCCCAGAAUCACCAUCCAGCAAAGACUCACCUUCCUGCAAAGAGUCCCCUCCGGGCCAGGAACCCUUGCCAAGCAAGGACUCCUCACCAUGCCAGGAACACCCUACAGCCCCAGCCUUCUCUCCAUGCCAGGACCUUCCUGCUGGGCAAGAACCCUCUCCCAGCCAAGACCCUCUAAUCAGCAAAGACCUCCCUGACAUCCAGGACCCCCCUGCCCAGGACCUUCUGCCCCGUCAAGACCUGCCCCCCGGCCAGGACCCCCUGGCAGCUGAGCCCCUUGCUAAGGAGACCACGAGCUCUGGGGACCCACCAGCAGCCACAGGAGACUCGCCUGUGGCCUCCAGGCCAAACUUCGUGAUCCCCGAGGUCCGGCUGGAUAGCACCUACAGUCAGAAGGCAGGGGCGGAGGGGGGCAGCUCGGGCGAUGAGGAGGAUGCAGAAGAGGCUGAGGAGGGCGAGGAGGGAGAGGAGGACGAGGACGAGGACACAAGUGAUGACAACUAUGGAGAGCGUGGUGAGGCCAAGCGCAGCAGCAUGAUCGAGACGGGCCAGGGUGUCGAGGGAGGCCUCUCGCUGCGCGUGCAGAACUCGCUGCGGCGCCGGACGCACAGCGAGGGCAGCCUGCUGCAGGAGGCCCGCGGGCCCUGCUUCGCCUCCGACACUACCUUGCACUGCUCAGAUGGAGAGGGCACCGCGUCCACCUGGGCCAUGCCUUCGCCCCGCACCCUCAAGAAGGAACUGGGCCGCAACGGUGGCUCAAUGCACCACCUUUCCCUCUUCUUCACAGGACACAGGAAGAUGAGCGGGGCUGACACAGCUGGGGACGAUGAUGAUGCCUCCCGGAAGAGAAAGAGCAAAAACCUUUCCCUGACCAGGGAUCUUACCCGGGCCCCCUGCAGUGGAAGCACGAAGUCCUAACCACUGGACCACCAGGGAAUUCCCAUGGAGCCUGUUAUUUUUAAGCUUGGUGCAGAACACCCUGAAGGAGGUCCACAGCACCCCAGCUAAGUAGCCUUUGAGCCUCUAGUGACAGGAGUCCAUUUCCCCAGAGGGCACUCAUUCCAUCUUUUCAUGGCUCUGAUUGGAGGAAAGUGUUCCUUUAGCUUCCUCUUGUGGGUCCCUGUUCUGCUCUCUGGGCCCACAUGGGGACACAUGAGGCACCGCUGAGCUCUGCCGUCCUUUCUCGAGUUGCCCGUGUGGCAACCAGGGACUUCCGAGGACCUCUCCAGCUCUGCCCUGCAGCCGUGAGUCUGCCCAGCUGUGCAUCUGGGAGGAAAGGCUUGUCUGGGCAGGGGCUUCAGCCUCCUCCAGCCACAGAGAAACAGUGGUCUCUGAGCCAGCAAGGAGCCCAGGUGGAUGGUGGCAGCCUACAGGUUGGACCUCAGGCAAGCUUCUCCUGCUCCCUGGGAGCGGGCCAGGAGCAGGGGCUCUGAGACGGAGCGCUGUGCCCCAGGAAGCCAGGCCCUCUCACUCCUAGCCACGCCAGGGCUGUCCGAGGGCCUUGACCCUGACCAGAGGGCUGCCAGUCCCUGGACUCCUUGGCCUUAUCUCAUUGGCUUGGCAUCUGCUAGAGCAGGAUCCCAAUCUCUAAUCAGCUGUCCCAGACCCUCGGGACAAGUAUGGAUUAAGCCUGAGUGCUUUUGCCCCAGGCACUGUGCUAAAGCUUUCUGUGCAUUUUCUCCUUGCCUCAAAACAACCCCAGCAGAUGGUAGGUACUAUUAUCAUCUGUGUUUAACAGAUGAGAAAACUUGACAUUCAGAGGGGUUAGGUAAUUUGACAAAGGGCACACAGUUGGUAGCUGCUGGAGCUGUGAUUUGAACCCAAGACUGUCUUGCUGCAGCACUGUAGCUUUUAACCUCCACCCUGGACCACUUUCCUUCAUUAAACAGGGUGUCCCAUAGGUCUUAGUGCCCUUUGAAGCUUGAAUAACUUCAGAAGUAUGCUCCCAACUUAUAAAACACAUUUGAAAGUUCAGUUAUCCAAAUUUCUGUUACACUUACUUAGCUUUGUGAUUUUGAUAACACAUUUUUAAUUUUACGCAUUUAAUUUUUGGUUAGUCAGCAUUUUUCAUCUGUAAUCAGAAGGACAGAGAUCAAAAAUUAAAACAAAAAAAUUAUUACUCACAGUCAUAAGACUAAAUAUGCAGGAAAAAAUUAAUUCAUUUCAAAUGAUGUUUUUGAGAGUUUACAGGAUUUGUACUUUUGAAGUUAUUCAAGCUUAAAACUACUGAAACUUUGUGGGACAUUCUGCAUGUUCAUGGAUGGAUGUAUCCAAAGCCAAUGACAGGCUGAGCUGUCUUCUGGCACGAACUAUUCUCUAGGAGGUGCCCAGAGUAGGGGUCUAGGGACAAGGGGGAGGCACACAUGAGCAUGAGACACUUAACCCCUUUCUUGCCAGCAGCUUGCCCAGGGCUGAAAUCUGCCUGGGGGAAUGGCAGGGCUAAAAAUGGUUCUUGGCUAAAAAUAGCCAGUCCUGCCACCCAGGUGGGCAGAGCCUCCCCGCUCCCUCCCACCUUCCCUCCCAGCAAUUUGCUGACUUGU